This is a messenger RNA of Rubroshorea leprosula, 3410 nucleotides long. The record is from the annotation of a GenBank genome assembly. Lineage: Eukaryota; Viridiplantae; Streptophyta; Magnoliopsida; Malvales; Dipterocarpaceae.
UGCGCCAAACAAAGAUAUGAGGAUCUUCACAAAGCUCUCUGCACCACUCUCACUCUGCCUCCUUUUUGUCUUCCUCUGUCUUAAAACUGCCUUCUCAUCCUCUAUACAUGCUUCUUCCUUCUCAACAACACAUCUCUACUCUCAUGAGGAGGCUCUUGCUUUGUUGCAAUUCAAGACAUCCUUCUCCAUCAAUUACACUGUUCAGGAUCCAGAUUAUUGUGAGGAUCUUUUUUAUACUAAACCUAAUUAUUCUAAGAUUGAGUCAUGGAAGGAAGGUAUAGACUGUUGUUCCUGGGAUGGGGUUAGCUGUGAUAAUGUCACAGGCCAUGUAAUCGCCCUUAAUCUCAGUUGCAGUCACCUUUCUGGCACCUUUCCUUCCAACAGCACUCUUUUUCUCCUCAAAAACCUGCAGAGCCUCAAUCUUGCCUUGAAUGAUUUUAGGCAUUCCAAGAUUCCACCUGAAAUCAGUCAAUUUACUAGACUAAAGCAUCUUGAUAUCUCCUCUUCUCGAUUUUCAGGCCAAGUUCCAGCAGAAAUUGCUCACCUCUCCAAGUUAGUUUUUCUCAAUCUCUCUAAUUAUUAUGAUUCUUCUGACUUGAUCCUUGAAACAACUACCUUCAAAAAUCUUGUUCAUAACUUGAGUGAGGUGAGAGAACUUGUGCUUAAUGAAGUGAACAUGACUUCUGUUGAUCCUCGUUUCUUCAUGAAUCUCUCUUCUUCUUUGACUACCCUUCGUCUUUUUCAUUGUCAGUUAAAAGGAGACUUUCCAAACAGUAUUUUUCGCUUUCCAAAUCUCAAGAGAUUUAGUUUAGGUGGAAAGGGAAACCUCACUAUUGAUCCUCCAAGUUCCAAUUGGAGCAGUCCUCUCCGAUAUUUGGUUUUGGAUGUCAUGCAUUGUGGAGGGAGAUUGCCAGAGUCUAUAGGGGAUCUAAAACAUUCAAAUGGUCUGCAAAGCCUAGUGCUAUCCAAAAAUAGCAUUCAUGGAAAUAUUCCCGAAUGGAUAUGUGAAAAGGAUGAUCUCAAAAUUCUUGACCUUUCUCAUAACAAUUUGAUCGAGGAGAUUCCAAAUUGUCUUCCUAAGUCUCUCUCAGUGUUGAAUUUGCAAGCCAAUUACUUUAAUGGAAAUAUACCCUUUGGGUUUCCAGAGGGCUGUGGAUUACGAAAUCUCAACUUACAUGGAAAUCAAAUGGACGGGCUAUUACCAAGGUCUUUGGUGAAUUGUAGCAUGUUAGAGAGCUCCAAAGAAAGUCCAUCUUUUCCCAAAAGUCCAUCUUUUCCCAAGUUACGAGUUCUGGACCUUUCCAGCAAUGAUUUUUUUGGUCCUUUGCCUCUUCAGUACAUGGGAAAUUUUAAAGCGAUGAUGGACCCUCAUGGAGAGGAUGACUCCCCUGAAUACAUGAAUGUGUGGACGGGAGCCAAUUCUUAUCAAUAUUCACUGGCUGUGACAUGGAAGGGAUUCGACUAUGAGCUGCAGGGAAUCUUGACCAUAUUCAGUAGUAUUCAUCUCUCAAAUAACAAGUUUGAAGGAGAAAUUCUAGAUGUUAUUGGAAAGCUUAGUUCUCUCAAAGGGCUUAAUCUUUCUCAUAACAACCUUACUGGUCAGAUGCCACCGUCACUAGGGAAUUUGACGAAUCUGGAAUGGUUGGAUCUCUCUUCCAACGAGCUGGUGGGGAAAAUUCAUGAUGAAUUGUUCAACACCUUUGGAAAUGGUUCUUAUGAAGGAAACCUUGGACUGUGCGGAAUCCCAUUGUCAAAAUCUUGUGAUGGAAUUGGGACACCGACGAGCUCCUUCCAAGAAAAAGAUGAGUUGUGGAGAUUUGGCUGGAGAGUUGUGGUGUUAGGCUAUGGAUGUGGAGUUGUUUUUGGACUUCUGAUGGGACAUCAUGUCUUCCGAACAGGAAAACCAAAAUGGUUUGAAGUUUUUGUUAUAGCUGGCAUUGGCUUGUCUAAAAUCAUUAGCCUUCUCUUGUUUUUACUAUGCUAUAAGUCUAUAACUAUUGUGGGGGUGAAGAAGGCCUGCCGACCUAGUGGCCCAGCAGGUUACUGUAAGCCUUUUCACCAUCGCAAGGGUUCGAUCCCCUCCCCAUCGCCUCCCCCUCAAAUCACUUGCCCUAUCCAAGUGUUCCUCAUUGAUGGCGAUGAAGCUCAUCUGAGAUCAUUAAGUGAAGAAAACAAUGAUCUGGGUGGUGACCAAGAGAGUAGUGGCGGAGGAAUGGUGAAUGCAGGGUACGGAGUGGUUGAGCAGUGGGGGUUGUUGUUGAGGAAUCCGUGGCCUAAGGUUUCUAUGGUUCUUAAGAUUUUCAAAGAGCAAGGUGUGAUUUUGAUUGCACUUUUAGAUUCUAUUUUUCUCACUAGGAUGGUCAAUAUUGGAGCAAUUGCUUUAGUUACAGAUGUAGCAACAGUAAUAUUUGGAGAAGCUGGUCUUAGGGCAACAAUUGGAGUAAUGACUCUAUUUGCUAUUUUGCUUCGUACUGAGAUCAGUACUCCAAAAAGUAUAGCUGUUCACAAUCCCACAGAGGUGGCUAGGUUUGGGGCCAGGCCAGUGGCAUGGCUUUCCUUGAUACCAUAUCCAGUGGGAAGAAUUGUUACUUAUUUAUCAAUGGGAAUGCUUAAAUUACUUGGUCUAAAAGGGAAAAGUGAACCUUAUGUUAGUAAAGAUGAAUUAAAGCUGAUGCUACGUGGGGCAGAGUUGAGUGGAGCAAUAGAGGAGGAAGAGCAGGAUAUGAUUGAAACUGCAUUACGGAUAAAGGAUACUCAUGUUAGAGAGGCCAUCACACCCCUUGUUAACGUGGUUGCAAUUGAUGCAAGUGCAACUUUUGUUGAUGUUCACCAUCUGUGGGGUGAGCAACUUGAAAGUUCUACUGUGGGAGACAUGGCUCACAAACCUGCUCACAAACCUGCCUACUUUGUGCCUGGUAACCCUUAACUUUUUUCUCUAGUUGAUAUUUUAAUGAUGUUCUUUAGGUUGAUAUUAACACUAUCUAGCUUUUCAUGACACUAUCCACUUGUUGAUUGAGGUAGCUGCAUAGUUUUUCUUUUUUUUUUUUUCUUUUUUAAUUGCUAUUACCCCAUUUUCUCACCAUAUUAUCCACAUUUUAUGUGAAGAUGUCAUUUCUUUUCUGAUUUUUGUAGUUAAUCGAAGUGCAGAAGACCCUAUGAUGAGUUUUCGGUGGUAAGAAGAAAUAGUUUGAGAGAGGUCUUGGAGGAGAAGGAGACACACCCGGAGUUCCCUCUUUUGGUGAGGUGAAAACUCUCUUUUUUUUUUUCCCAACCGUGUACCACCCUUCUGAAACAACCUUAGCUCUUCCUUCAUUGUAGCUUUCCUUCUUUGGAUUUUGCCACCUCAAUCAAAUUUUGGAGGUUUUGCAACUAAGUUGCAUUUUCUGAGUAAAUAAAAUAAGGGAUUGGUA